UAUCGUAAAAAAGGAACAAUGCUCCUCGUGAUCAACAGACGACCACUAUAUAUUAUAUUAAUAACUGAAUUGAGAUGAAGGCAAUCUGAGUCAGGUAUCAUAUAAGUCAUUAUUUCCUGUACCGCCAAGGCGGAAAGUCCAUUACGGGGCUUAUUUGCCCUGCACUGUCUGGAAAUAGGAGAGUGACACACGGCAAUUUUCUAAUAUCUAUACUGUUUUGCUUGUUUCGAAUUCGAUACGACUGAGAAAAUUGAGCUUUCUAUGCAAUUUUUUCAUUAUACUAUUUUAUAGAAGUCACUGAUCAAAAUAUUCCUUUACAAUAAUAGUGUAUUAAUCAAAAUGUUGGUAGUGUAAACAGAAAUAUUAUGUAACAGUGAAUUGGUUGUAGCCGAGUUGUUAAUUACACGCGAAAAAAGGCGAUAACUUAGAAAAAAAUAUCUUAGCAGAUACGAUGGAAAUUUUUAUCAUCUUCUUAUUGCUAAAUUUAAUCGAUCCCUAAUCGCACUUUGUAUGAUACAGCCAGUAUGAUACAGCAGUAAAUUUUUCAAGAGAGGGGAUAUUACAGAAGUAACGUAUAUACCAUCACAGUCCACGAUACAAAGCUUACUCUCACAGCAAGUGCUACAAGUUUCGGAGAUGUGUUCUAAUUUUGCGCAAAUCUAAAUUUUAUAUCUGUUGCAUUAUAGUGCUUGUGACGACUGAAGUAUUCGUUUCGUACUGACUGAUUCAAAAUGGCCUUGUUAACGCCAUACUGGGGUCUGGAUGGUAUCCUGAUUGUGUCGUCACUGAUGGUUGCCGCUUAUUUGUUCAUGACUCGGAAAUUCAACUACUGGUCGAAACGAGGCGUGAAAGAGCUUGCACCUACGCCCUUCGUAGGCAACUUCAUGGACUGUAUUCUAUCAAGAACAUCAGCCUCGGAAUUUGUCAGGGACCUAUACAAUUACGCCAAAGAUGUACCUUAUUUGGGAUUCUACAUCUUUGACAAACCUUACCUCUUAGUUCGCGAUCCAGAACUCGUGAAGCACGUCCUAGUGAAGGACUUCAACUAUUUCGCUGAUAGAUACGCAAGUGCAGAUAGGAAAAAUGAUCGUCUUGGAUACGCAAAUGUGUUUAUGAUGAAAAAUCCAGGGUGGAAAUCUCUCAGAACACAAUUAACGCCGAUUUUUACCUCGGGCAAGUUGAAGAAAAUGUUCGAGUUGAUGCUGGCGGUCGCUGACGAUCUUGCGAAGUAUCUCGAUUCGAUUCAUUUGGAGGGCGAAGGAAAAGUAAUCGAGAUCAAGGAUAUUUGCGCGAACGUCACUACCGAUAUGAUCGGUAGCACUGCGUUUGGCUUAAAAGUAGAUUCGUUGCAAAAUCCAAAAGCACCGUUCCGUGAAUGUGGCAGAAAGGUCUUCGAUUAUGAUUUCUAUCGCAACAUGGAAUUCCUUACUAUAUUCUUCUUCCCUGGAUUAGUCAAAUAUCUUAAACCGAAGUUCUUUGGAAAAAAAGCGACUAACUUUCUCCGAUCUGUUUUCUGGGAUGUGAUUAAACAACGAGUCGAUUCGGGUCAAAAGAGGAACGAUCUCAUCGAUGUCCUGAUCGAGAUGAGGGAGAAAUACAAGAACGAUGAAAGUCUGAAGGAUUACAAAUUCGAGGGUGACGAUUUAGUAUCACAAGCGGCCAUAUUUUUUACUGGUGGUUUCGAAACAUCUUCUACUACCAUGUCUUUCACACUGCACGAACUUGCAAUGAACCAAGAUGUACAGAAGACACUUAGAGCAGAGAUUCACGAUNGCUCUGGCGAAAAGAAACUUGUGACGUUACCAUAUCUCGAUAUGGUUAUCUCGGAAACUCUUCGUAAAUAUCCACCUCUAGCAUUCUUGGGUCGAGUCACUCUUGCCGAUUACAAAAUGCCUAAUUCCGAUCUGGUGCUAGAGAAAGGUACCCCGAUAUUCAUUUCGAUGAUGGGUUCGCACUAUGAUCCGCAGUACUUCCCAAAUCCGGAAAAAUACGAUCCACUCAGAUUCACCGAGGAAGCCAAAAGUUCUAGGCCAAAUUUUGUAUACUUUCCUUUCGGUGAGGGACCCCACAUUUGCAUUGGUAUGCGAUUGGGACUCCUGCAAUCCAAACUUGGAGUCGUACAAGUAUUGAAGGACUACGAAGUUUCGCCUUGUAAAAAAACCAGAACUCCAGUGGUCCUGGAUCCCAAAGGACUCACCACGACAGCUGUAGGAGGAUUAUAUCUUAACAUUCGAAAAAUUACCACUGCUGCUGGUUAAACGAAGUUAAAGUUUUACGAAUCGCGUUAUGCAUACUAAUUUUCUACUUUGCUUGUGAUAAUUUAAAUAUGUUUUACUAUUCAUUCAACAAAGCGAAAUUCAACAAAGGACAUCGCUAUUUCUUUCUCGGGAGAAAUAAAUAUUUAGAUAUUAAAUAUACUAUAGAAUCGUAAUUCUAAAUACUUGAAAAUUGUGAUUUCAAAUAUCUGAAAAUAAGGAUACUCAUUUCGUAUUAAAUAAUAUUAAAUAAUACAACAUCUUAUUUCUGUAGAUCUUUUGUAUGGUGAUGUAUCGGAAGGAAGCAUAUUACAUGCAGAGGAAAUAGUUCUUUUUCACUUACGUUGUCACGUUCAUAUAUUUAUUUAAUUCAGUCAUUCACACUUACGUGUAUAUGUAAAAAUAUGUACUACAAGGAUAAACAAUUUGAUAUUGUGCUUUCUUUAAAA
Molecule: messenger RNA, 2704 nt
Organism: Bombus pyrosoma
Lineage: Eukaryota; Metazoa; Arthropoda; Insecta; Hymenoptera; Apidae
Product: cytochrome P450 6k1-like
Exons: 7
Coding region: 732-2258 (508 amino acids)
Molecular function (GO): oxidoreductase activity, acting on paired donors, with incorporation or reduction of molecular oxygen; monooxygenase activity; heme binding
Source: RefSeq, a predicted model, not a curated record